AUGAGACCCUUUCUCCGUACACAGACAGCUCUGAAGUGCUCAGCCCGGGCCGCCAGAGCUCUGCCAACAUGCUGGGCAGCCCGCCCCUUCAGUUACUCGGCCCGCGCUGCCUCAGCGCUGCGACCGCUUGAUGCCAGCAAGCUCGAGGUCACCAAGAAUACCACCCCCAAGCCCUUGAGCAAACCCGAAGACCUCGUCUUUGGCAAGGAGUUUACUGAUCACAUGCUCACCAUCGAAUGGAAUAAGGAGGAAGGAUGGUCGAACCCCAAGAUCACCCCUUACCAGAACCUGUCUCUUGACCCUGCUACAUGCGUGUUUCACUAUGCAUUCGAGUGCUUUGAGGGUAUGAAGGCCUACAAGGACAAGUCCGGCCAGGUUCGCCUGUUCCGCCCUGAUAAGAACAUGGCCCGCCUGAACAAGUCGUCCGCCCGCAUCGCCCUGCCUACCUUUGACUCCGAGGCCCUCAUUGACUUGAUCUCCAAGUUCGUCCAGCUAGAGGCCGCCAAGAUCCCAGACCAGCGCGGAUACUCCCUCUACCUGCGCCCAACCAUGAUCGGCACUCAGAAGACUCUCGGAGUUGGUCCUCCAGGCUCAGCCCUCCUCUAUGUCAUUGCCUCGCCCGUGGGCCCCUACUACCCCACCGGCUUCAAGGCCGUCUCUCUUGAGGCCACCGACUACGCCGUGCGCGCGUGGCCCGGCGGUGUCGGCGACAAGAAGCUCGGCGCCAACUACGCCCCCUGCAUCGUGCCCCAGCUCGAGGCCAGCUCGAGGGGCCACCAACAGAACCUGUGGCUCUUCGGCGAGGAGCAAUUCGUUACUGAGGUCGGCACGAUGAACAUGUUCGCCGCCAUCAAGGACAAGAAGACUGGCCAGAAGGAGCUCGUCACCGCCCCUCUUGAUGGCACCAUUCUCGAGGGUGUCACCCGCGACUCCGUCCUCGCCCUCGCCCGCGAGCGCCUCGUCCCCGAGGGCUGGAAGAUCAGCGAGCGCAAGUACACCAUUAGUGAGCUUGCCGAGGCGUCCAAGGAGGGCCGCCUCCUCGAGGCUUUCGGAGCCGGUACCGCUGCCAUUGUCAGCCCCAUCAGGAAGAUUGCAUGGAAGGACGAGACCAUUGACUGCGGUCUGAAGGCGACUGAGGAGUCUGGCGAGAUUGCGUUGAAGAUGAAGAACUGGAUUGAGGCCAUCCAGUACGGUGAUGAAGAGCACGAGUGGAGCUAUGUGUCUUCCAAAUAA
Messenger RNA from Clonostachys rhizophaga, 1233 nucleotides. The record is from the annotation of a GenBank genome assembly. NCBI's taxonomy places the organism in Eukaryota, Fungi, Ascomycota, Sordariomycetes, Hypocreales, Bionectriaceae.